Molecule: messenger RNA, 4278 nt
Organism: Penicillium paradoxum
Lineage: Eukaryota; Fungi; Ascomycota; Eurotiomycetes; Eurotiales; Aspergillaceae
Gene: fphA
Product: putative sensor histidine kinase/response regulator
Exons: 3
Coding region: 1-4278 (1425 amino acids)
Biological process (GO): phosphorelay signal transduction system; regulation of DNA-templated transcription; detection of visible light
Molecular function (GO): protein binding; phosphorelay sensor kinase activity
Source: RefSeq, a predicted model, not a curated record
AUGACAUCGCCGACGCCUCAGGAUACCGGGCUGGGAAUACACCAUCAAACGUCCAAAAGUGACACGAAUCCCCUUCGAUUAGAUUUGUCGGAAUCAGCAGAGAAGAGAUUAGAGCCCAGGGAUCGAUCACAGUCGGUUACAGGCGAUCAGUACCAGCAGCCCCCCAGCACAGGGUUUGAUGCUGCCGACCGAGUCUUUCCCAUUCGGUCCGUAGUUUCAGUCGAUCCCAAUGCUGCUGCACAGCACGUGCUACCAUCGCCGAACCGAACAACCCUAACACCAACUCGGGAGGGGGCUCGACAGUAUUCGUUCAUUGAUGAACAGACCUGGCACCAGCUUCAGUCUCAAACUAACUCGCAACCUCAUCCUGAUCCUGAGCACGCCGAGCCGACCAUUCCCACCAAUAUCCACCGUCAUGACACACAUCCAAUCGACGACAAGACGGAGCUUGCGACACACUCGUUGGCAUCAGAGGCUGUUCAGCAUCCUGAAAUAUAUGCCAAGAUCGCACCAAGCGACAGCCAAUUUGGAACAGAAUCCAUCGCUCAUCCACAGUCUUCCGCCGGAUCCCAGCCUGGCCAGGAACAAGGCCAUUUGACUGCCCGCUUCAAGCACGUCGUGACAGAGAAUGGCCAUGCGAUCAUAACAGGCCGUGAUGGCAAGGCAUUCCAGUAUUGCGAAGACGAGCCGAUUAGAAUUCCCGGUGCGAUACAGAGCUUUGGAGUCAUUGUGGCUAUGAGAGAGGAGCAGCCUAAUCAACUGGUCGUCCGGAUUGUGAGCGAGAAUUCCGCUGACUUUUUCGGGUUUUCGCCGAAAGAACUCUUUGAGCUAGAAAGCUUUUGUGACAUAUUAAACGAUGAUCAGGCAGACACGCUGUUAGAUCACAUGGAUUUUGUUCGUGAUGAUGCCUACGACCCCUCUGUUGACGGACCAGAAGUGUUUGCGUUGUCAACGCGGACAUCUACCGGAGAGUCUCGCCACUUUUGGUGUGCCACUCAUGUCUGCCCGACUCAAAAAGACUUGAUCAUUUGUGAAUUCGAACUGGAGGAUGACGAUGUCAAUCCUUUGAAUGUUGCUGGUCAUGCUACUCCUGCACAUCCUCCAGAUCCCCUGGGUAAUAGCAGUUUGGGGUUUACUCCCACCGCAGAACAGUUGGCCGCGUCAACAAUCAACAUCAGCCAACCGCUACGAGUUCUACGUAAUGCUCGUCGGCGGAGAGGCAAGGCGGCAAACAUGGAAGUCUUUUCUAUCCUCUCACAAAUCCAGGAACAACUGGGCAGGGCGACAGAUCUUGACAUGCUUCUGAACACCACAGCGGGACUGGUAAAGGAACUCACCGGGUUCCACAGAAUAUUGGUUUAUCAAUUUGAUAGCGCCUGGAAUGGCUUGGUUGUCGCUGAAUUGGUCGACCCCACUGUCACAAUCGAUCUUUACAAAGGUCUCCAUUUUCCCGCUGCAGAUAUUCCAGCGCAAGCACGAGAAUUAUACAAAAUCAACAAGGUGCGAUUGUUGUAUGACAGAGAUCAGGUUACAUCUCGAUUAGUGUGUCGGACUCUCGAAGACCUCGAAACCCCUCUGGACAUGACCCAUGCAUACUUGAGGGCGAUGUCACCCAUUCACGUGAAGUACCUGGCUCACAUGAAGGUUCGUUCUUCGAUGUCCAUCAGUAUCAAUGCUUUCAAUGACCUGUGGGGCUUGAUAUCAUGCCAUAGCUAUGGAUCUGCCGGCAUGCGCGUGUCUUUUCCAAUCCGAAAGAUGUGCCGAUUGCUUGGCGACACCGUAUCUAGAAAUAUCGAGCGGCUUUCAUAUUCAUCCCGAUUACAAGCCAGAAAGUUGAUCAAUACUGUCCCUACUGAGGCCAACCCAUCAGGUUAUAUCAUCGCCUCUUCGGAUGAUUUGUUACAACUUUUCGAUGCAGAUUAUGGAGUAUUGUCAAUCAGAGAUGAGACCAAAGUUCUGGGUGAUAACUCGGCUUCACAUGAAGUGCUUGCCCUGCUAGAGUUUCUUCGUCUACGCCAGCUGAACUCUGUACUCGCCUCGCAUGAUAUCGCCAAGGACUUUCCUGACCUGCACUAUGCCCCGGGACUCAAGCUCAUUUCUGGAUUACUUUAUGUGCCACUCUCCACUGGUGGCAGCGAUUUCAUUGUGUUUUUCCGUCGAGGACAACUCACGGAGAUCAGAUGGGCCGGUAAUCCAUAUGAUAUUGCCAAGCGUAAACAGACCGCGGGCUAUCUUGAGCCACGGCAAAGUUUCGCGGCCUGGCGGGAGACAGUGCUCUCACAAAGUCGGGAAUGGACUGAGACUGACGUGGAAACCGCAGCUGUUUUGUGUCUGGUCUACGGUAAAUUCAUCAAAGUUUGGCGCCAGAAAGAGGCUGCGAUGCAAACCUCUCAAUUAACACGCCUACUUCUCGCCAACUCCGCCCAUGAGGUGCGAACUCCUCUCAAUGCAAUCAUCAAUUAUCUUGAGAUUGCACUUGAGGGUGCCUUGGAUGACGAAACACGCGAGAGUUUGACCAAGUCUCACUCGGCAUCUAAAUCUUUAAUCUACGUGAUCAACGAUCUGCUUGAUUUGACAAACACCGAAAAGGGUCAGGAGCUCAUCAAAGAUGAAAGUUUCGACCUUCAAGGUACAUUCGAAGAAGCAGCUCAGAUGUUGUCCGGCGAAGCGAAGCGAAAAAACAUCUCGUACACUGUUUCGGUGCACCCUGGCAUUCCUUCUUCGGUUUUCGGUGACCAGCGUCGUGUGCGACAGGUGCUUUCCAAUGUCAUUUCAAAUGCUAUACAAAACACUCAAUCUGGUGCAGUCACAACUGAAAUGUGGCGCUCGGCUAAUCAGACUAUACCAGGCCAUGUAGGGGUCGAGGUUAUGGUAGUCGAUACUGGGACGGGAAUGUCACGCGAUAAGCUGGAAGCGCUUUUCCAGGAGCUGGAGCAAGUUUCCACCGAUGAAAGUUAUUAUUCCAGAGAGGAAGAGAAUCAACAACAGCAAUUGGAUUCGCCCAAACAAUCGAGGCCCCGCGUGCUGGGACUAGGCCUUGCACUUGCUGCAAGGAUAGUCAGAAACAUGCAAGGCCAACUGGGUGUUAGGAGCGAAGAAGGGAAAGGCAGUCGCUUCAAGAUUCUUUUACAGUUUCGAGUGCCUGAGGGAACCAUAUCGGAGGAUGAGGCAGCUAGCAUCGUUGCUGCUGGAUCUGCUAUUCCUCCGACGCCGAUGAUCUCGGAUAAGGAAUUUACCCUUGUUGGCGGAGCACAAAUGGGUAAUGAUUCCCGACGGAAAAGUUCAGAGAGUCUUCGAUCUGGGGGUAGUUCGCACAGUGGACAUAGUGGGAAAAGUCAAGCCGAUCGACUCAUCAGCGCUAUGCAAGAACCUGCGAUGAACCAGGGAAGCACCAGUCAAGGCUCACAUCAGAAGCAAAGAAGGCUUUCUUUGAGCCCUGUCAGUGCUAGCAGCCGUCACUUUUCGCCAUCAUCGUCAUCCGGCCUCAAGCGAUCAUCAACUGUGCACGAUCCCCGCUCAAGCCUUUCCAUGGUUACGCAUCCAUUGCCGAUGGGUCUACAACCGCUUAUGACGCCGCCCCCUCCUGGAUUAGAGAACAUAACAGAUUCUGGUGUACCAAUGGGUGCUCUAAAAAUGUCUCAGAGAUCCGCGAGCAUUAAAUCGCCAAGUCUCCAGACUAUUCAAGAUCAAUCAUACUUCCCGCGGGUCCUUGAUCCAGUCACAGAACCGUCACAAGCUCCAUCUACAGAGGCUCCGCCAUCCACAUCCCCUACCACUGUUCCUCCAACGACGGAUUAUGAGCUCCUUCGUGUCUUAGUGGCAGAAGAUGAUCCGAUCAACAGCAAAAUCAUACACAAGCGGUUGACCAAGCUCGGGCAUAUCGUGAAGCUCACCAGCAAUGGUGAAGAAUGUGCUACCGCUUUCGUUUCAGCGACCAACAGCUUUGAUAUGGUGUUGAUGGAUCUACAGAUGCCGAUUGUUGAUGGCAUGGCUGCUACUAGGAUGAUUCGUGAUUUUGAAUGCAAGACGCCGAAAACUGCGCUCUCCGACAAGGCGAGACACAACGAUCGUGUCCCUAUAUUUGCUGUCUCUGCAUCUUUGAUUGAAAAAGAACGAGACAGCUACAUCGAAACUGGGUUUGAUGGCUGGGUAAUGAAACCUAUCUCGUUCCCGAGAUUAAAUGUCCUGCUUUCUGGACUCACGAACCCGGUUACUCGGUCUGAAACCGCGUACAAGCGUGGCGAAUGGGAGAACGGCGGAUGGUUCUCCUCUCAUUAG